AUGGCAGACCACGAAAAGCAAAUCGAAGAGUUCGGCAAAAACGACGACUUCUGGCUCUUCGGCUAUGGGUUUGAGUCUGAUAUGGAAACCGCCGCCACAUUUCGGUACACCUUUCCCCCUUCCACAAAGGGGUUACAUACUGAGCGCAAACCAGACGAGCGCAUACCAGGCUACAUAGAAGGCUACGUGCGCCGCUUCUGGCAGGUACGCCUGCGGGCUGCUCUCCCCUCCCAUAUAGAGUUGACAAGCAGUAGCGAAGACCACCGCGGAACACCCUCCGCACCCGGCCGCGUCGCCACGCUGAUCGACCGCGCGCACUGGGAGACAUUGAGCGACACGCACGAACCCACCGAGCGCGUGUGGGGCGCUGCAUAUCAUAUUCCUAAGGCCAGAGUGCCUGAGGUAAGGGAAUAUCUUGAUAUCCGCGAGAUCAACGGGUACAGCAUCCAGUUUACGAACUUCGUUCCGUCUUCUGACCCCGAAGCGCCGGUGAAUACACUCGUUUACAUUGGCCUUCCUUCGAAUCCUCAGUUUCUCGGUCCUCAGGACCCAGAGGCCCUCGCCGCACACAUACUGAAGAGUAAAGGGCCAAGCGGGGAGAAUAGAGAGUAUCUUUUCCAGCUGGAGGAGGCGCUGAGGGGUUUGGGGAGGGGCUGGGGAUGCGCAUAUUAG
Didymosphaeria variabile is the source of this 672-nucleotide messenger RNA. RefSeq lists its product as uncharacterized. Gene Ontology annotation, biological process: glutathione catabolic process. The record is from RefSeq and is a predicted model, not a curated record. Gene Ontology annotation, cellular component: cytoplasm. Gene Ontology annotation, molecular function: glutathione specific gamma-glutamylcyclotransferase activity; gamma-glutamylcyclotransferase activity. The transcript is spliced from 4 exons. Bases 1 to 672 code for a protein of 223 amino acids. Lineage: Eukaryota; Fungi; Ascomycota; Dothideomycetes; Pleosporales; Didymosphaeriaceae.